Micromonas commoda is the source of this 273-nucleotide messenger RNA. RefSeq lists its product with no specific name. Lineage: Eukaryota; Viridiplantae; Chlorophyta; Mamiellophyceae; Mamiellales; Mamiellaceae. The transcript has a single exon. The record is from RefSeq and is a predicted model, not a curated record. Bases 1 to 273 code for a protein of 90 amino acids.
AUGGCCGCCGUGUUCGACUGCCUGACGUCACCGUUCUGCUCCAUAUGCUGCGGCGGGUUGUCGGUGUUCGCCAUCUGCAUACUCAUCCCGCUCGGGUCGCUGUUCCAGAAGGACUACCGGUUCCUGGGCGAGGACUGGAUGACGGAGGCGAGGGGCGAGGGCGAGCACCUCAUCGCGGCGAGGAACUGCUUCAUCACGGCCGCGUUGUACGGGGGGUUCUUAGGGUUGUCGGUCAUGUGCUGCAUGAACAACAAACGGAGGGGGCGCAUGUAG